AUGGAGCAAAACGUACAAGUUGUAACAAAGAAGUUGUGGCACGUAGUGAGAGUUGCCUUCUUCAUGGUUAGGAAAAACAUGAGCAAAAGAAAACUCCUCCUAGACCUUAAAUACCUAACCAUGAAACGCCCGAAGCUUGCCGGAAAAUUGUACGCCGGAAAACUCGCCCACCACCAUCGCCCUAGUGGCGCUUAUGAGUGUAAUUGUACAAACACCCCAAGCAACCCAAACUAUUUCGCAUUUCAGUUUAACAACAAUGAGAGGGCCCACAAAAAUAAAGACUACACGAGUUCUCCUAUUUAUGAGGAAGUGGAGGAGUGUGAAAUACACGCGGUCAAUAAGGUGCUUGAAAUGAUUAUGACUCCAAAUUCUCAAAUCGACGAUAUUGAGGGUUCUCCAUUACCUUAUUUUUACUCGCCCGUUUUAGACGGGUUUGGGUUAGGACGGACCCCGAUUGUGAGGGUGACAGACUCUCCAUACCCGUUGCAUGACAACGAAGUGGGAAAUUAUAAGGUAGAUGAGGCUGCGGAGGAGUUUAUUCAGAGGUUUUAUAAUCACCUUAAACAACAAAAGAUAACGGAUGUUUAA
Molecule: messenger RNA, 588 nt
Organism: Spinacia oleracea (spinach)
Lineage: Eukaryota; Viridiplantae; Streptophyta; Magnoliopsida; Caryophyllales; Amaranthaceae
Exons: 1
Coding region: 1-588 (195 amino acids)
Source: RefSeq, a predicted model, not a curated record